Sorex araneus (European shrew) is the source of this 1262-nucleotide messenger RNA. It is a transcript of the gene ACKR4, whose product is annotated as atypical chemokine receptor 4. The record is from RefSeq and is a predicted model, not a curated record. NCBI's taxonomy places the organism in Eukaryota, Metazoa, Chordata, Mammalia, Eulipotyphla, Soricidae. The coding region runs from base 207 to 1262 and encodes 351 amino acids. Gene Ontology annotation, molecular function: scavenger receptor activity; chemokine binding; chemokine receptor activity. Gene Ontology annotation, biological process: chemotaxis; G protein-coupled receptor signaling pathway; immune response. Gene Ontology annotation, cellular component: membrane. The transcript is spliced from 2 exons.
GGAUGGCGGGUUAGACGCGGAACAAAGGAGCAGGCUGCUCUCGAGGUGAAUUUCAGGAAAGCCCUGCUGGGUGCCAGAUGGGCGGGUAUAAAAACGAAAACAAAAGUCGCCUGAGUGAGGUCCUUGGACCGACUCCCUUCACUCAAGACGCUCCUCGCUGCCCACCGGGACACUCACUCUCUCUGCCACCGAGACAGGUCUGAGUCAUGGCGCUGGAACACAACCAGUCGGCCGACUACGACUACGACGACGACCACGAGCUGAACGGGACUCACGACUACAGCCAGUACGAGCUCAUCUGCAUCAAGGAGGAGGUCCGCAGCUUCGCCAGGGUCUUCCUGCCCACCUUCUUCGCCAUCACGUUCGUCGUGGGGCUGGUGGGCAACGCCCUGGUGGUGGCCACCUACGCCUUCCGCAAGAAACGCAAGACCAAGACCGACGUGUACAUCCUGAACCUGGCCGUGGCCGACCUGCUCCUGCUCCUCACGCUGCCCUUCUGGGCCGUGAACGCGGCGCACGGGUGGGUCUUGGGGAAAACCAUGUGCAAAGUCACGUCCGCCCUGUACACCAUCAACUUCGUCUCCGGCAUGCAGUUCCUGGCCUGCAUCAGCGUCGACAGACACGCGGCCGUGACCCGCGCCCCGGGCCCGGCCGGCGUGGGCAGGAGGGGCCGGCUGCUCUGCUUCUGCGUCUGGGCGGCCGCCGUCUUGCUGAGCAUCCCCCAGCUGGUGUUCUACACUGUCAACCACAGGGGCCGCUGCGUGCCCAUCCUCCCCUACCACCUGGGCACGUCGGUGAAGGCGUCCGUGCAGAUGCUGGAGAUCUGCCUGGGCUUCGUCGUGCCCUUGCUGGUCAUGGCCGUGUGCUACUUCCUCAUCGCCCGCACGCUGCUCAGGACCCCCAACAUGAAGAAGUCCCGCCCCCUCAAGGUGGUCCUGGCCGUGGUGGUGGUCUUCAUCGCCACCCAGCUGCCCUACAACAUCGUCAAGUUCUGCCAGGCCCUGGACGUCAUCUACGCCCUCAUCACGGACUGUGGCCUGAGCAAGCGCAUGGACGUGGCCAUCCAGGUGACGGAGAGCGUGGCGCUGUUCCACAGCUGCCUCAACCCCGUCCUGUACGUCUUCCUGGGGGCCUCCUUCAGGAGCCACCUCCUGGAGGCCGUCAAGAAAUACGGGCCCUGGAGACCGCAGAGGCCCCCUGUGGAGGAGAUUCCUUUCGACUCCGAAAACCCCACCGAGCCCACCAGCACGUUCAGCAUUUAA